Molecule: messenger RNA, 685 nt
Organism: Gastrolobium bilobum
Lineage: Eukaryota; Viridiplantae; Streptophyta; Magnoliopsida; Fabales; Fabaceae
Product: large ribosomal subunit protein uL15x-like
Exons: 1
Coding region: 57-503 (148 amino acids)
Biological process (GO): translation
Cellular component (GO): ribosome; cytosolic large ribosomal subunit
Molecular function (GO): structural constituent of ribosome
Source: RefSeq, a predicted model, not a curated record
AACCCUAACCUUUCUCCUUCGUUCAGGCGCCGAAACCUGAGGGCAGAGACACAGAGAUGACGACCCGUUUCAAGAAGAACCGGAAGAAGCGCGGGCACGUGAGUGCGGGUCACGGUCGUAUCGGGAAGCACCGGAAGCAUCCCGGCGGUAGGGGAAACGCUGGAGGCAUGCACCACCACCGCAUCCUCUUCGACAAGUAUCACCCGGGUUACUUCGGGAAAGUGGGCAUGCGGUACUUUCACAAGCUUCGCAACAAGUUCCACUGCCCCAUCGUCAACAUCGACAAGCUCUGGUCUCUUGUCCCCCAGGAUGUUAAGGACAAGGCCUCAAAGUCCACGGACACUGCCCCUUUGAUCGACGUCACCCAGCUCGGAUACUUUAAGGUUCUCGGGAAGGGUGUGUUGCCGGAAAACAAGCCACUCGUCGUCAAGGCCAAGCUCAUUUCCAAGAUCGCCGAGAAGAAGAUUAAGGAGGCCGGUGGUGCUGUCCUUCUUACCGCUUAGUUUUUAAUGUUACUUGGCCCUUCCGUUUUUGAGUUAGUUGUUUUCAUACAUUCGAACUUGAGAUGUUUGUGGUUUUGUUUUGUUUAAAUUUUUAAUCUUUACAUAUUCCGAAUGAUAUAUAUUAUGUUUUCAGUACCUAGUUGUUGGUUUAUGAAGGUACAAGUUUGUGUUUGCUAGUUUUA